AUGCCAGUGGUAUACCACGAGUCAAAAGAUCCUUCCAGGAUACUAAACACAACUGCGCCUUCGCUCGCGGAUGCCAUUUUCACCAAUGGCUAUGGGGAUCCCGUUUUCGCCACCCAGACAAGAGGUUGCACUACGGAACUACUCAGUGUAGAGUCCGCAAUCAAGACCCUCUAUCCUGUGGCAAUCAUAUCAUGGCCCGAUUGCGAGGAGAACGAGCCAAUGAUAACAGCCCUCGAGGCACGAAAGAUGCCAGAUGGCUCAACCUCUGCUGUGCGUCACAUAUCUGCAUCAGCUCAUACGGCUCAUUGGUAUCAUACUACAAUCUCGCCGAGAAAGGACGUCUACGAGCGGCUAGCCACCGAAGUUGACACCGACCGCGUGCUCAGAGCGACCGUAGUGCGCCAGAAACGGGGUAUACUGUCAUGGAAAGAGAUCACUUGCGAGUUUCGACUUUUCCCAAAUGCUUUCCUGCGAGAAGACAUUGAUGUCAUGCUCGCUGGAUUGCUCCUUUUGAUGAGACCCCGGGAUUGGAAGACACAUCAGAGCCAAUUAACGCGCGCCCAGCUAGAAUCCUGCAUUGCAGUCACACAGCUAAGAAUGGAUCAGGAAAAAAGCGACGAAGUUUCCGGAUUGACUGGUCGGGAUGACGACGAAAUCCUGGUCUAG
This is a messenger RNA of Cantharellus anzutake, 666 nucleotides long. RefSeq lists its product as uncharacterized. Lineage: Eukaryota; Fungi; Basidiomycota; Agaricomycetes; Cantharellales; Hydnaceae. The transcript has 2 exons. The coding region runs from base 1 to 666 and encodes 221 amino acids. The record is from RefSeq and is a predicted model, not a curated record.